This is a messenger RNA of Cokeromyces recurvatus, 2891 nucleotides long. Its product is annotated as alpha glucosidase. Gene Ontology annotation, molecular function: carbohydrate binding; hydrolase activity, hydrolyzing O-glycosyl compounds. The record is from RefSeq and is a predicted model, not a curated record. Bases 145 to 2781 code for a protein of 878 amino acids. Lineage: Eukaryota; Fungi; Mucoromycota; Mucoromycetes; Mucorales; Mucoraceae. Gene Ontology annotation, biological process: carbohydrate metabolic process. The transcript is spliced from 9 exons.
AAGUAAUACUUUAAGCUAUAAUGUAUAUACGCAUUUUAUUCGGAUUUUUUUUUUUCAUAAAAACAUAGGAUAUAAAAGGAGAAGAGAAAAGGGUCAUUUAUUCAUUUCUAUUUUAUUUUUUAACAAAUCAUCUUAUUUAUUGUAAUGGCAAAAGUAUCUUACAUAUUUGUUGCUAUAGCCCUUAGUUUUUCCGCAAGUGUGCUUGGUCUAACUAAGGAAACUUAUGAAAUUAGCUCUAAUGCCGCUGGAUAUAUGAUCAAUGGCCAAGUUGAAAAUACUAACGCUGGUCUUCGUAUUCCUUUAACUCUUAAUUCCAACCAAAAAAACGCUGCUACUAAUCUAUAUGGUAAAACUAUCGAUAAUCUUAUUGUAAAUGUGGAGUAUGAAACUGAAGAAAGAUUACAUGUGAAGAUUUCAGACGCUCAAAAUAAGCAGCCUGUUGUUCCCAAUUCACCCUUAGGUUUAAUACGUCCAAACAUUACCUCUUAUGCUUUUGAGAAUAGGAAUUAUGAUUUCGAAUAUACUGCCAAACCUUUUGGUUUCAGGGUGAUUCGUAAUAGUGAUAAGACCAUUGUUUUUGAUACUACAAACAUGCCUCUCGUCUUUGAAGAUCAAUAUCUUGAAUUAUCCACCUCCAUUCCUAAAGAUGCUAACAUUUAUGGUUUCGGUGAAGUCACUGCUCCAUUCAAGCGUACUUCUAAUGUUACUACUAUCUGGGCUCGUGAUAAACCUGACCCAUUCUACGGCAAUAUUUAUGGUUCCCAUCCUUAUUAUAGUGAAGUUCGUGAUGGUAAAUCUCAUGGCGUGUUCUUACUUUCUAGUCAUGGUAUGGAUGUUAUUACCGUCGAUGGUAGAAUUACAUAUAAGGUCAUUGGUGGUAUCCUUGACUUUUAUUUCUUUGUUCCUAAAUCUGGUACUGCUGGUGAUCUCAGCAUAGCAUAUACCGAUUUGAUUGGCAAACCUAUGAUGCCUGCACAUUGGAUGCUUGGUUGGCAUCACUGCCGUUAUGGUUAUCACGACAUUGAUGCUGUUGAAACAGUAGUUAAGAAAUAUAAGGAAGCUAACAUUCCUCUUCAAACCGCUUGGAUUGAUAUUGAUUAUAUGGAUCAAUAUAAGGAUUUCACUAGUGACCCAGUAAACUUUCCUAUUAACCGAAUGGUUGACUUUGGUAAAACACUUCAUGAGGACGGACAAAGCUAUGUAGUUAUGGUUGAUCCCGCCAUUAGUGCUAAUUCAACCUAUGAGCCUUACACACGAGGUGUUGACAUGAGUGUAUUUAUCAAGAAUCCUGAUGGAACUGACUAUAUUGGUGCUGUCUGGCCAGGCUAUACUGUUUUCCCUGAUUGGUGGCAUCCCAAUGCUACUGCCUACUGGGAGAAGGAGAUUAUUGAUUGGGUCAAUCUUCUUGGCGUGGACGGUUUAUGGAUUGAUAUGAAUGAGCCCUCUAGUUUCUGUCUUGGCUCUUGUGGUUCAGGCAAAAUUAAUGCUGGUCUUCAAUCUCAAAAGGUGCUAGAUAAAGAACAUGCUGCUCAAGAAGCUGCAUUAAAUGCUAUGGGUAACCCUAAGGGAGAAACACGUAAUCUAUUAUAUCCCAAGUAUGCUAUUAAUAAUGGUGCUGGAAACUUAUCUGAACAUACUGUCGCUACAACCGCUGUCCAUUAUGGUAAUGUACCUCACUAUGAUAUCCAUAAUCUUUAUGGUUAUGCCGAAAGUUAUCACACUCGCAAUGCUCUUAUUAAGCAUAAUGAUAGUAUUAGACCAUUUAUCUUGACCAGAUCUUCCUUUGCUGGUUCUGGUAAAUAUGCUGGUCAUUGGACAGGUGAUAAUCACUCUUUAUGGUCUUAUCUUAAGACUUCCAUUGCUAAUGUUUUGAAUAUGCAAAUGUUUGGUAUCACCUAUUCUGGCUCUGAUGUUUGUGGUUUCCUUGAAAACACCACUGAACAACUUUGUACACGUUGGAUGGAACUUGGUUCUUUCUAUCCAUUUGCUCGUAACCACAACAACAAAGGACAAAUUGAUCAAGAACCUUAUCUUUGGAAGAGCACAGCUGAAGCCAGUCGUAUUGCCCUUAAUAUCCGUUACACUUUACUUCCUUAUUACUACACUCUCUUUGAAGAAUCUAAUCGUUUGGGUACUGGUGUCUGGAGACCACUCUUCUUUGAAUAUCCUAACUAUGAGGAACUUUCUUCCAACGAUGUCCAAGUCCUUCUUGGUUCAGAUAUUUUAAUUUCACCUGUUCUUUAUGAAAACGCAACAACCGUUGAUGCUCAAUUCCCUAUCGGUAUCUGGUAUGACUGGUACACUCAUGAAGUUACAGUUAACAACGACGCUGUUACAAAAGUUACAUUAGAUGCACCCUUGGCACAUAUUCCUCUUCAUAUUCGUGGUGGUAGUAUUAUACCCGCUAAGACACCCAAAUACACUGUUGGUGAGACAUAUGCUACUGACUAUAACUUGAUUAUUGCUCUUGACAAUACUGGCUCAGCUUCAGGUAGACUUUAUAUCGAUGAUGGUGAAUCUCUUAAUGUUGCCUCUUAUUCUGAUAUUAACUUUGUCUAUGAAAACGGUCAACUCCAAGCAUCAGGUAAAUUUGGUUACUCAAAACCUGAAAAGCUCAGUUCAGUUACUAUCAUUGGUGAAAAGGCUAGUCAAUUAAAGACUGCUACAGUUGGUAAUACCCGUGCCAAGAAGACAUAUAAAUCUAAACAUACUGGAAAUUCUGUCGUCUUUGAAGGUUUCUCUAUUGACUUGACUCAAACUUUCACUAUCAAAUUUAAUUAAAAAGAAAAAAAAACGCAUAGCAUUUAGUUGUAUAAAAAUAUCUGUAAUUUAGCAUAAUUAUUAAAUAUGAUGUAAAAAAUAAAAUAAAAUAAUUUUUUGGCUUUAUUUUA